Podospora pseudopauciseta is the source of this 2411-nucleotide messenger RNA. RefSeq names its product ndufs1 NADH-ubiquinone oxidoreductase subunit (gene NdufS1). The transcript has 6 exons. The record is from RefSeq and is a predicted model, not a curated record. Gene Ontology annotation, cellular component: membrane. NCBI's taxonomy places the organism in Eukaryota, Fungi, Ascomycota, Sordariomycetes, Sordariales, Podosporaceae. Gene Ontology annotation, biological process: ATP synthesis coupled electron transport; cellular respiration. Gene Ontology annotation, molecular function: iron-sulfur cluster binding; NADH dehydrogenase (ubiquinone) activity. Bases 81 to 2312 code for a protein of 743 amino acids.
CCCCUCCCCCCUCGAUCGAACUUCGACGACAGACAGCGAUACCCAACUACCGGCGAGAUCGAACGGGCAAAUACGCAACAAUGUUGAGGCAGACAUUGGCUCGCUCGGCUUGGCGGACGCGGGCCAGAGCCAGUUUGGUCGCCAACAGGACGUUUUCUACGACGACGGUGAGGCCGGCUGAGGUUGAGCUUACAAUUGAUGGGAAGAAGGUUUCGAUUGAGGCUGGUUCCGCGCUCAUUCAAGCUUGCGAGAAGGCGGGUGUGACCGUUCCCAGAUACUGCUACCAUGAGAAACUCAUGAUCGCCGGUAACUGCCGCAUGUGCCUCGUCGAAGUCCAGAACGCCCCCAAGCCCGUCGCCUCGUGCGCAUGGCCCGUCCAGCCCGGCAUGGUCGUCAAGACCAACUCGCCCCUCACACACAAGGCCCGCGAGGGUGUCAUGGAGUUCUUGCUCGCCAACCACCCCCUCGACUGCCCCGUCUGCGACCAGGGAGGCGAGUGCGAUCUCCAGGAUCAGUCGAUGCGCUACGGCGCUGAUCGUGGCCGGUUUCACGAGAUUGGCGGCAAGCGCGCGGUCGAGGACAAGAACAUUGGUCCUCUGAUCAAGACGAGCAUGAACAGGUGUAUUCACUGCACGAGGUGCAUCCGCUUCUCCAACGACAUUGCUGGUGCCCCCGAGAUGGGCUCGACUGGUCGUGGCAACGAUAUUCAGAUUGGCACUUACCUCGAGCAGAACUUGGACUCGGAGAUGUCGGGUAACGUUAUUGAUUUGUGCCCUGUCGGUGCGCUGACUUCGAAGCCGUACGCCUUCCGGGCGCGUCCUUGGGAGCUGAAGAAGACCGAGUCGAUUGAUGUGUUGGAUGGGUUGGGAUCCAACAUCAGGGUUGACUCGAGGGGUUUGGAGGUCAUGCGCAUCUUGCCUCGUUUGAACGACGAUGUGAACGAGGAGUGGAUCAACGACAAGACUCGCUUUGCUUGCGACGGUCUCAAGACGCAGAGGUUGACGAUUCCUCUGGUGCGCAGGGAGGGCAAGUUUGAGCCGGCUACUUGGGAGCAGGCUCUUACCGAGAUUUCGCAUGCUUACCAGACGCUGGCUCCCAAGGAGAACGAGUUCAAGGUUAUUGCUGGCGCUCUGACCGAGGUUGAGUCUUUGGUCGCCAUGAAGGAUCUUGCCAACAAGCUUGGUUCGGAUAACCUUGCUCUCGACAUUCCCGGCGGCAGCCAGCCUAUUGCUCACGGUGUUGAUGUCCGGUCCAACUACCUCUUCAACUCCAAGAUCUGGGGCAUCGAGUCUGCCGACUGCGUUCUUCUCGUUGGCACCAACCCCAGACAUGAGGCUGCGGUCUUGAACGCCCGCAUCAGAAAGCAAUGGCUCCGCUCUGAUCUUGAGAUUGGUGUUGUUGGCGAGACGUGGAAGUCUACCUUUGAGUUUGACCACCUCGGCCGGGACCUUGAGGCCCUCAAGACUGCUCUCAGUGGCGAGUUUGGCAAGAAGCUCGCUUCCGCCAAGCGGCCCAUGAUUGUUGUUGGCUCUGGUGUCACGGAGCACCCCGACGCCAAGGCCUUUUACGAGGUCGUCGGCAGCUUCGUCGAUAAGAACGCCGGCAACUUCCAGACCGAGGAGUGGAGCGGCUACAACGUCCUCCAGCGCCAGGCUUCCCGCGCGGGCGCCUUUGAGGUCGGCUUCGUCGUCCCCAACGAGGAGGUGGCCAACACCAAGCCCAAGUUUGUCUGGCUUUUGGGUGCCGACGAGUUUGACGCGGCCGACGUCCCCAAGGACGCGUUCAUUGUUUACCAGGGCCAUCAUGGUGACAAGGGCGCCGAGAUUGCGGACGUUGUCUUGCCCGGUGCGGCGUACACGGAGAAGGCGGGCACCUAUGUCAACACGGAGGGCCGCACGCAGAUGACGAGGGCCGCGACGGGCCUGCCGGGCGCCAGCAGGACGGACUGGAAGAUCAUCCGGGCGGUGAGCGAGUUCCUUGGGGCACCGCUGCCGUACGAUGACGUGGCUCAGCUGAGGGACAGGAUGGUGGAGAUUUCUCCUGCGCUGGCGGCGUACGAUGUUGUCGAGCCGGUUGCGCUGAGGGAGCUGAGCAAGGUGCAGCUUGUGGAGCAGAACAAGGGGGCGAAGGUUAGUGGGGAGCCAUUGAGGAAGGUGGUGGAGAACUUUUAUUUUACGGAUGUGAUUUCUAGAAGCUCCCCGACGAUGGCGCGCUGCUCGGCGGCCAAGGAGACGGGUGAUCCCAGGACGAACUUCAUGGCUCCGGGCAUGGAGGAGGAUAGGCCGAUGGGACAGGUUGAGUAUGGUGUAUAGAUGUUUGGAGCAGGCAAGCAUACCUACAGGAUGGGUUUGGGGGGUGGAAAAGAUGUGUUGUGUGUUGUUGUGUUUUUGUUGUACAAGGUUGAGACAGGA